Messenger RNA from Vicia villosa (hairy vetch), 1132 nucleotides. Its product is annotated as PRA1 family protein F3-like. NCBI's taxonomy places the organism in Eukaryota, Viridiplantae, Streptophyta, Magnoliopsida, Fabales, Fabaceae. Gene Ontology annotation, biological process: vesicle-mediated transport. The record is from RefSeq and is a predicted model, not a curated record. The transcript has a single exon. The coding region runs from base 243 to 788 and encodes 181 amino acids. Gene Ontology annotation, cellular component: endoplasmic reticulum; Golgi apparatus.
CAAAAAACAAAUCACAAACCCAAAUUAUUACCAUCCACAUGAUCCCAUCCCAUCAUCCCAAAUCCAUAACCCAUUAUAAUACACUCAUCAUAAAACUAAAAAAUAUAUAAAACAUAAACAAACUCACAAAACCAUAGGACCCAUUUGUUCCUAUAAUUAUCAAACUCUACUAAGUAGUAACCAUUUCAUUCUUCAUUCCAAUUACAUUACCAUUCCUUCAUAAGUUGUUUUGUUUCCACACCAUGACAACAACCUACGGCACAAUCCCAACCUCCCCAACACCACCAAAACUCGAAUACAUAACACGCGGAAAACAAAGAAUCAAAGCCGGCUUAGGAACUCGCCGACCAUGGAAAACCAUGUUCGAUAUCCGCUCACUCGGUAUCCCCGCCCGCGGCUUACCAGAAGCAAUAUCACGGAUCCGUGAUAACAUCUCAUAUUUCCGCAUGAACUACACUAUGGUCAUGCUUCUCAUUUUGUUUCUGAGCCUAUUAUGGCACCCUUACUCGCUCAUUGUUUUCGUUCUUCUAAUGGCGGCUUGGUUGUUCUUCUACUUUCUUCGUGAUCAGCCGGUGAUUAUAUGGGGUAGGCUUGUCGAUGAUCGACUUGUGGUUGUUGUUAUGGCGUUUGUUACGGUGGCGCUGUUGCUUCUUACACACGCUACUGUGAAUAUUGUUGCGGCGGUUAGUGUUGCGGUUGUGGUUGUUGUGGUGCAUGCUGUGUUUAGGAGGACGGAGGAUUUGUUCUUUGAGGAGGAAGAGCAAGUUAUUGUUUCUGUUGCUUCAUGAUUCGGUUUUGUUGGUUAUUGAAUUAAUCUUUUGCACUUGUUUUAAUCUUCAUUAUUGUUGUAUGUGGAUUCAUUUAAAUAAAAAUGGUUGUUGCAUUUUUAAAAUAGGUUAACUUAUAUAUUUUUUUAAACUGAAAUAAGGAAUAUCAUUAAACAAAAAGGAGGCAUAACAAGUUACACAACGGGGGGACUAGACCAAAAUCGAGAGAAUAGAUAAAGAAUAAAAUAUAAUAUUAUAAUAAAUAUAAUAUUUGCUAUAAAUUAACAAUAUGAAGCAACGGCUCAGUGGUUACAGUCUUCGAUCCAUGUUUAAAGCAAUUUUUACACAAUGUUUUUAUAUGGUAU